Messenger RNA from Eufriesea mexicana, 1788 nucleotides. It is a transcript of the gene Vps26, whose product is annotated as vacuolar protein sorting 26. Bases 336 to 1454 code for a protein of 372 amino acids. The record is from RefSeq and is a predicted model, not a curated record. Gene Ontology annotation, biological process: intracellular protein transport. Lineage: Eukaryota; Metazoa; Arthropoda; Insecta; Hymenoptera; Apidae. The transcript has 6 exons.
AUCUAAUUAACAUUAAGAAAUGUUAAAAUAAAAUAAAAAUGGAUAUAAAUAAUACUAGAUUCUGCCGGUUCUAAAGUUGCCUGUCGUAUUCUUACACGCGACUACAAGUUUGACAGUACGUCGUAAGGGUGGGGGCUACAGUGCGCAGCCAUAUUGGCUACUUGUGACUUUUGGGAGGAAGCGAGCAAAAAAUAAUACAACUUUUCUCAUUUCUACAUGAAAAAAUGUUACCUUCGAGGAUUUUUCAUUGAUUUCACACGUUGGUCUUGUUAGCGCGUACACGAUUAAGAUAAAACGUGUGAUCAUUUAUACAAGCUCAACCUUUUUUACGAAAAAUGAGUUUCUUUGGGUUCGGUCAGUCGGCUGAUAUAGAGAUUACUUUGGAUGGUGCAGAAACCAGGAAGACUGCAGACAUUAAAUCUGAAGACGGUAAAAAAGAGCGCCACUUGUUAUACUAUGACGGUGAAACCGUCUCUGGGAAGAUUAAUAUUAGUCUCAGAAAAGCUGGUAAAUUGGAGCAUCAAGGUGUAAAAGUAGAAUUUAUUGGACAAAUUGAAUUAUAUUAUGAUAGAGCAAACCACCAUGAGUUCAUAAGCUUAGUUAAAGAAUUAACCGGGCCAGGAGAAUUAACUCAUAAUACAGUGUAUACUUUUGAAUUUGCAAAUGUAGAAAAAUCAUUUGAAAGUUACACAGGAUCUAAUGUACGACUAAGAUAUUUUCUUAAAGUCACAAUUGUACGAAGACUUAGUGAUAUUGUUAAAGAACUUGAAUUAGUUGUGCAUACUCUUAGUUCCUACCCAGAUAUGAACAAUCCUAUUAAAAUGGAAGUUGGAAUUGAAGACUGUUUGCAUAUCGAAUUUGAGUACAAUAAGAGCAAAUAUCAUUUGAAAGAUGUUAUUGUUGGGAAAAUAUAUUUCCUUUUGGUUAGAAUAAAAAUCAAACAUAUGGAAAUUGCCAUAAUAAAACGGGAAACUACUGGUUCUGGUCCACAUACGUUUACGGAAAACGAAACUAUAGCGAAAUAUGAAAUAAUGGAUGGAGCACCUGUUCGGGGCGAAUCUAUUCCAAUAAGAGUAUUUCUAGCAGGGUAUGAUUUGGCACCUACAAUGCGUGACAUCAAUAAAAAAUUCAGUGUUAAAUAUUAUCUUAAUUUAGUUCUCAUGGAUGAGGAAGAUCGUAGAUACUUCAAACAACAAGAAAUAACAUUAUGGAGAAAAGGUGAAAAAAGUAGAAAAUUUCCACAUAUGCCAUCGCAUUUAGUAUCAGCAGAAACGGGAUUUCCACAAGGUGCUGCUCAAAAUGGACCACCAUCUGUAUCUGCACCAGCUCAACCAGGACAACUGCCAUCCGCUAACAUUACUAAUGUAGAGGAUGCACAGGCGCCAAUAGAAAGCAUGACACGCGAAGAAGGAGAUGGUGAAGGUGCAAAAGAAGUUAAUUCUGAAAGUAACUGAAUUUUUGCAUACAAUACAGUUACUAAAGUCAAUGGAAGUUUUACUAAUUCAGAGAAUAAGUAACAACUCCGCACGGAACUAGUAAUUUUAAAUGAAACUCUUCUUGUACUGUAAAGAGAGAUUGAAUUUUAGGAACUAUGAAAAAUUGAAACAUCUGCGAGUAAAGUUGUAAAUAUUUUGGAUACCUAUAAAUAAUGCGGAUGAUUAAAUUGAAUAAGUAGCCAAUUAUCGAUCAAAAUUUCAAAUUAUCGAGAUCUAUAGAUAAUGUAUUAUGGCGUCUGAUGGGACAGACCUGAAAUAAUUAAACAAAAAAAGAUAAUAUAAAAAAGAAUAA